GGGCAGUGCUUCCAGGUGGGAGCGAGGUGACCCCGGCUGCUAAAGAAAGGUAGGGCAGAGUAGCCAUGGGGGCGCACCUGACCCGGCGCUAUCUGUGGGAUGCCUCGGUGGAGCCUGACCCUGAGAAGAUGCCCAGCUUCCCGCCGAACUACGGUCUUCCGGAGCGCAAGGAGCGAGUGAUGGUGGCCACACAGCAGGAGAUGAUGGAUGCCCAGCUGACACUACAGCAACGUGACUACUGUGCGCACUACCUCAUCCGGCUGCUGAAGUGCAAACGCGACAGCUUUCCCAACUUCGUGGCCUGCAAGCAUGAGCAGCAUGACUGGGACUACUGCGAGCACCAGGACUAUGUGAAGCGCAUGAAGGAGUUUGAACGUGAGCGGCGACUGCUCCGAAGGAAGAAGCGGAGGGAACUGAGGGAGCAACGGGUAGCCCAAGGCCAGGGAGAAGGAGAGGUGGGCCCUGAGAUGGCCCUGUAGGGAUUGACCGCCAGCCUCUGGACCAUCAGUGAAAUAAAAGCUUUAGGUCACCUGCCUA
This is a messenger RNA of Rattus norvegicus (Norway rat), 537 nucleotides long. It is a transcript of the gene Ndufb7, whose product is annotated as NADH:ubiquinone oxidoreductase subunit B7. The record is from RefSeq and is marked provisional. Bases 66 to 479 code for a protein of 137 amino acids. Gene Ontology annotation, biological process: proton transmembrane transport. Lineage: Eukaryota; Metazoa; Chordata; Mammalia; Rodentia; Muridae. Gene Ontology annotation, cellular component: mitochondrial inner membrane; respiratory chain complex I; mitochondrial intermembrane space. The transcript has 3 exons.